Messenger RNA from Silurus meridionalis, 1362 nucleotides. Its product is annotated as BOLA class I histocompatibility antigen, alpha chain BL3-7-like. The record is from RefSeq and is a predicted model, not a curated record. Gene Ontology annotation, biological process: immune response. Gene Ontology annotation, cellular component: external side of plasma membrane. The coding region runs from base 87 to 1163 and encodes 358 amino acids. Lineage: Eukaryota; Metazoa; Chordata; Actinopteri; Siluriformes; Siluridae. The transcript has 8 exons.
UGGGAGCGGUCAAAAUAGAUGUAAAGACGCGUCAGAAAGGCGUUUCCGUUAUAUUCCUGUGUAUUUACAAACUGCCAGCCACAGUGAUGGAGGACUGGGAUUUCUUAAAGGUUCUGCUCUUUUUCACAUGUUCUGUUCAUCUUUCAGGAGCAGUCCCACACUCCCUGCAGUACAUCUACACUGCCAUCAUACCAACUUUAAACUGCACAGCUGUUGGUCUGGUUAAUGGAGAGCAGAUUGUGUACUACGACAGCAGCACCAAGAAAAUGAUCACAAAGACAGAGUGGGUGAAGAUGAUCAAAUCUGUUGAUCCACAAUACUGGAAAAUCCAGACACAGCAUAUGCAAAAUCAACAGGAGCGUUUCCAAGACAAUCUAGAGGAAGUGAUGCAGAUCUUUGGUCACGCUAAAGGUGUUCAUACACUACUGAAGGUGUAUGGCUGUGAAAUUGGUGAAAACAGCACCUUUAGUGGACACUAUCAGUACAGUUAUGAUCAAAAAGAUUUCUUCCAUCUCGAUCUAAAAACCGGAACCUGGACUCCAGCUGAUGAGAAAGCUGAGAUCUUUAUAAAGUGGUGGGAUCCGAAAGGAGAUAACGCGAAAUACUGGAAGGACUUUUUGGAGACUGACUGUGUUGACUGGUUAAAAAAGUACCCGAAUAAUGGCAUACAGGUUUGGCAGCAUAAAGUUUCUCCUAAAACGUUUCUGUUCCAAAAAGAAUCUUCUCCUCCAGAGGUGGUGUGUGAUGCUACAGGUUUCUUUCCCAAAGCACUGAAUAUCUCCUGGAGGAAGGAUGGAGAGGACGUGCAUUUGGACGUGGAUCUCAGAGAGACGUUACCCAACCAGGAUGGAAGCUUCCAGAAGAGGAGCAUUCUGAAAGUCUCAGCUGAGGAGCUGCAGAAACACACCUACACCUGUGUGAUUGAGCACAGCAGCUUGGAGAAGGAUUUAGUGCUGCCUGUGAGCGAGAGACGAAUCCUGAGAGAUGGAGGAUCAGGUGGAGGAUCAGAUGGAGGACAGAUUGGGAUCAUCGUUGGUAUCAGCGUGGCUCUCGUUGUUCUUGUUGUUGCUGGAAUUGUGGUCUGGAAGAAGAAGAACUCUGGAUUUAAACCUGUUCUACCCAAACCCUCCUCUGAAGGAGAUUCUUCCUCCAAUAACUCCUAAAGUGUGAGAGUGUGUGAUCCUGCUGCAGUGAGAGAGAGAGAGAAGAUGGAGAUGAAGGAGUUAAAUGGACAUUGUAGCAACAUGAACAUCAGGAACACAUCAGGACAAAGUGCACUGGUCACUCUGGAUGAGGACAUCUGCUAGAUGCCAGUUAAUUACCUAAGUAAUAGAUUAAAGAUAUACCUUUAUUCGUCCCACA